AUGUGGCCACAUAAAGCGGGGCUUGGAGUACGACUAAGCUAUGGUGUUUUUGGUAAUCCCAAUGUUGAGAUCGAAUCAGUGUCAAAUAAAAAUACAAUUUUAAACGAUGAGUUGCAACCAAAGGUAACUUUUCCUCGAAAAGAGGGCGAUAGGAGUGAAUUUCAAUAUCUAAAUGAAGUAUCAAGUAAACCGCUCCUCAAGAAGCCACUAAAUCAUUCCGUGGGCGAGCUUUACAAAUCAUCUGUCACAGAUUCCUCGUUUGGAUUUGAUGAUGGGAACUUUGGCACUACCAGUAUACCUUACAAGAUCAUUUCCUCGUAUGGAUUGGAGACCAAAGCUAUUGAUUCACCAAUAGCAUACGAUCCAUGUUUUGGCGAUAUUGUCCAAAUUUUCAAAAUUAUACCAAGAUCUCAAAAUAAAGUAGUUGAUGGUUUAGUUCACGUCACAGGUGAAUCGUUGUCGGUUCUAAGUCUAUCGAUCAGAUUACAAGAUGGUGAUUCAAUAAAACUAUCACCAGCAUAUGAAGUGGAUUUUCUAGAUCAAAUACGACAAGUCAAAGUUGCUGAAAGUAAAGAAAAGAAUCGAUUAACUAUCCUUGUGAGAACUCGUGCCAAAAUAUAUGUAACUACUUGCAAGUUGGCACAUUAUUCUAGUAGUUCCAAAUCUGGUCCUGAUUUCAAAUUGUCAAUAAUUAAAGAGAUUUACUCACAAAAGUUGAACCAAUCGACCUUUGCUGACGUGACUGUGUGUAGUGAGGAUAUUAGAAAAUUCGCUACGGUGGAUGUAAAUGGCAUCAUUUCAGCGUGGAUGAUCAACAAGAGACAUGAUAAAGUGCUGCUAUUGAGUAAUACUGAUUUACAAUUAUUAAUGGUUGACGCAAAUAACUUAUCCCAUUGGUUACGAUUAACUUGGUUGCCUAACCUCAAUGGAAUACUUUUAUCAACAAGAACAAAGAUAUUUCAACACAAUUUCGAUACAGGCAACCAAAAGAUUCUAGUCACUUCGAAUACAUGGUCACGAAUACGAGAUGUUCAAUGUGUAGGAAACAUGAUUUUCUACUUGACAUCAAAGGAGUUAAUUUGGUUACGGUGUGAAACUGAAAUUGAAAGAUUGCUAUCGUGGAGACACUUCCUAAAUGACGAAGAUCCAUCACUUAAAUUAUCAUUGUACACCAAAGACAACUCAUAUUUGUUGUUUAUACAUUCGCAAGCUAGCCCGUUGGUGUUGGUUUAUACCUUUGGAUUUGAGAACGAGAAGCCAAACAGCUUGAGAGAUCCAUAUAUGGUGCAGGGAUCAAAUAUAACUGGCUUGAAGCAAUUGAUACCAUUAGGAAUGAGUGAUGGAAGCAAAAUAGUCACUUUUGAAUUGUCAUCCAAUUUACACUUGCGACAGCGAUGUUUACAAUUUGGACUGUUAACACAACAUCCAAGUAAAACAGAGAACCACAACGAGCUUGAAAAGAAGACAAAAAAGACCCACAGACACAAGCAUCAUCACUUGAAGAAGCUCCAUGCUGCUCUCGUAAAAAGCAGUUCGAAAAUUGAGGAUGAGGAGCUAGUUGUCGCCAUUCAAAAAUAUGCGUCCCUUCUAGGCACGGCACUUGAAGCUGAUGCUCAGGAACAAAGGCUCUCAUCAGGGGGGUUCCACUCGUUAUUGGAGGUUGACCACCGGGCACCACUAGGAAUUCUGGAUUUGGAUGAGUUGGACGAUAUGAUUGCUGAACUUGAAAAUAGUUCACUCACUUCAGAAAUUAAUAUUAAGAGCUUCAUCAAUAAUGGAAUAAUACAAAGAAAUGGGUUUUUAAAAAUACCUCAAGCGCAGACACAUAUUUUCGACAUACAUACAAUGUUAGAAGAAGUGUUUGGUAAAUGCAACGCUAAACGCUCUAUAACCAACUCUGCAAUAGUGUUGGGGUUGUCGCUUAUAAAGUGUCAAGCUCAAACAAAUCGAUUUGAGUCCAAGUUUGAAGAACAGAAAAUAUCGUCUCAUGAACAUAUUCAAGAAAUGCUCAAUGAAUGGGACACUACAACCUCAUCUCAAACGGAUCAGCAAUUUGAUUCUCAAACAUAUAAUAAAUCGCAAAAUGUCCCUCCGUUAAAAUCCAGCCAAAUGGAACCAAUGGAGCCUCCAAAAUUAUCACAAAGCAACAGUUCACAAUUAGGUGGCUUAUCCAACUCUAUCAAAGGCUCUGGAAGUACUCAACCUGCAUCACAGCAAAGAUCACAGUCUCGUUUGAGAGAUACCCUUCGUAUUUCAUCCCAACGCAGUAGUCAAGGUGGAUCACAACCAAAGCGGAAGAAAAAGAAGGGUGGAUUUUAA
Lodderomyces orthopsilosis Co 90-125 is the source of this 2319-nucleotide messenger RNA. RefSeq lists its product as uncharacterized. Lineage: Eukaryota; Fungi; Ascomycota; Pichiomycetes; Serinales; Debaryomycetaceae. Bases 1 to 2319 code for a protein of 772 amino acids. The record is from RefSeq and is a predicted model, not a curated record. Gene Ontology annotation, biological process: nucleolar large rRNA transcription by RNA polymerase I. The transcript has a single exon. Gene Ontology annotation, cellular component: RNA polymerase I core factor complex. Gene Ontology annotation, molecular function: RNA polymerase I general transcription initiation factor binding; RNA polymerase I transcription regulatory region sequence-specific DNA binding.